Messenger RNA from Culex pipiens pallens (northern house mosquito), 5770 nucleotides. RefSeq lists its product as uncharacterized. The transcript has 3 exons. Bases 1 to 4164 code for a protein of 1387 amino acids. Gene Ontology annotation, biological process: DNA integration. Gene Ontology annotation, molecular function: nucleic acid binding. Lineage: Eukaryota; Metazoa; Arthropoda; Insecta; Diptera; Culicidae. The record is from RefSeq and is a predicted model, not a curated record.
AUGGCUGCGGCGAAGCAACGGUUGUCCGAUUGCUUGGUCAGGCGGCAAUGUAUCGAGACCAUGCGCAACCAGGUGGAAAAGUUCAUCGCGAAGUUCAACACUGAGACGGACACGUGCCAGAUUCCUGUCCGUUUGGAGAGUUUGGAUCGAGCGUACCGCGAGUUCCUCGAAGUCCAAGCCGAGCUCGAACGUACCGAUAAAUCCGAGUAUUUGGAAACUCAUUUGACGGAACGAGCUGACUUCGAGACGAGAUACUGUGAAGCCAAGGGAUUUUUGCUGUCGAAGCGGACCGAGGAGCAGAACCUGACCGCAAUGAACAGCACCAUGAACACCAGCCAGCCUACCCAUCCAGUAUCCUUCCACCUACGCCUACCCAAGAUCGACCUGCCGAAAUUUGAUGGAGAUUUCUCUCGUUGGUUAUCCUUCCGUGAUGCGUUCACGUCGAUGGUGCAUUCCAAUCCAGACAUCCCAACAGUGGCGAAGCUGCAGUACUUGUUGAACUCACUCGUGGAUAAGGCAGCACUGCAGUUCGAGAACGUGGAGAUUGAGGCAGACAAGUAUGCGCCAACGUGGGAUGAACUGCUGAAGCGCUACGACAACAAGCGGUUCCUGAAGCGUAAACUGUUCCACGCCCUCAAGCAGACCCUCGACGAGGGCCUCCCGUUGAUAAUCGAGACAGUGUUUGGGUGGACCGUAUCCGGAAAAGUGUGUAUCCCAUCCCCAAGUAUCCCACGUGUUUGCCACCUCACCACUGUUGAUCGAAGCCUGGAACAAGCGCUCCAGAAGUUCUGGGAACUGGAAGCUGUCGAACCCUGUUCAGUGCUAACCACAGAAGAAACCCACUGUGAAGAAAUCUAUUCCGCUACCACCACGCGCGAUUCGUCGGGUCGUUAUAUCGUUCGCUUGCCACUCACCCGCGAUCCGCUCGUCACCCUCGGCGCAUCCAGAACAAUCGCCGAACGUCGUUUCCUGAGCCUGGAGAAGAGACUAGAGCGUGAUCCCACCACUCGUGAAGCGUACUGUAAGUUCAUGGACGAGUACGAACGCCUCAACCACAUGCACAAGGUCGACGAUCCCGUGGACGACAGCAUUCCGCACUGCUAUCUUCCACACCACCCGGUAUUCAAAGCCUCGAGUACUACAACCAAAGUCCGUGUAGUUUUCGACGCGUCGUGCAAGACGGCGUCGGGAUUCUCCGUGAACGACCUGCAACUGGUGGGACCAGUCGUUCAGGAAGAUUUGUUGUCGAUCGUCAUGCGUUUCCGGACCUACCCAAUCGCGCUAGUAGCAGACUGUGAGAAAAUGUACCGCCAAGUUUUGCUACAUCCGGAAGACCGUCCGUACCAACGCAUCCUCUGGCGUCCCACUCCAACCCAACCGCUUGCGACGUACGAGCUGAACACCGUAACGUACGGUUUCGCAUCCUCGCCAUUCUUGGCAACCCGCACCCUCCUCGAGAUAGCCAAAAACGAAGCCAAGAACUACCCAGAAGCAGUCGAAGCAGUGAAGCAGGAUUUCUAUGUGGAUGAUUUCCUGUCUGGCGCUGAUGACCUCCCAUCCGCAACCCGAAUCCGGAAGCAAGUAUCCGCCAUGCUGCUAGCAGCCGGUUUCCCGCUGAAGAAGUGGGCAUCCAACGUUCCAGAGGCGUUAGCUGAUGUUCCGGAAGAAGAUCUUGCCAUCGUUCCGCUCCGUGACCUGAAGGACGACCAAUCCGUGUCUGUGCUCGGACUUGUUUGGGAUCCAGUUUCCGACACACUCCGUUUCAAGGUGGAACUUCCGCUACCCGCAGCUGUACUCACGAAGCGGAUCGUGAUGUCGUACAUCGCCAAGAUUUUCGAUCCAGCUGGCUUCAGUGGUCCAGUUAUCGUAGUAUCCAAGCUGUACAUGCAGGGUCUGUGGACUUUGCGCACCAAGGAGAAGCACCGCUACGAAUGGGACCGCCCGCUCCCCUCGCAGCUGCAAGCUGAGUGGAAGGCGUACCACAGUACGCUUGAAGAGUUGUCAAAAGUCCGGAUUCCAAGAUGUGUGUACCUGCCAACCGCCAUGUCCGUCGAGCUGCACUUCUACUCUGAUGCGUCGGAGAAAGCCUACGGAGCCAACUGUUACGUGCGCUGUGAGACGGCCAAAGGUAUCCAAGUGAGACUGUUGGCGUCGAGAUCCAAGGUCGCUCCGCUGUCCAAGCUUCAAUCCAUCGCCGAUCUUGAGUUGUGUGGAGCUGAACUGUCCGUGAAGCUGUACAAGAAGGUGGUGAAAGCCAUCAAGAAGCCGGUAGAAGUGUUCUUCCAUACAGACUCGAUGAUCGUACUGCAGUGGUUGCAGUCCCCACCAGCCCGUUGGAAGACAUUUGUGGCGAACCGAGUAGCACGGAUCCAAGCCGAAACCGACGUGAGACGCUGGCGACAUGUUCCCGGAAUCUGUAACCCAGCCGACGUCCUCUCCCGUGGCCUGAGCCCCAUCGAGCUUGUCAACUGUUUGCUGUGGUGGUUUGGCCCGGAGUACCUGUCCAAGUCCCGUGAACACUGGCCACGCUCUGUGAUUCCCGAUGUCGAUCCUGCUACUCUACCUGGAGCAAGAAGCAAGGCCGCCGUGAUGCUGAUCACCGCUGCCGAUCCGAAGUUCUCCGAUGAGCUGUUCAGCCGUUUCUCCGAGUAUUUCCACCUACGUCGCGCUGUUGCUUACUGGAGAAGAUACUUCCGUAUCCUGAAAGCUGUAUCCAAGAAGGAGAAGCCAGAGCGUCCCGAAAUUCUCACUGCCGCCGAGCUGCGUGACGCUGAGAUCGCUCUGUGCCGUGUAGCCCAGCGAGACAUGUUUGCAGAAGAUGCUGCCGACCUGGUCUCCAAGGAACGAGUAUCACCGUCGUCGCCGCUGAAGUGGCUCAACCCGAUCCUGCACGGUGACGGACUCAUUCGAGUCGGCGGAAGACUCAGCAAUGCUGCAGUUCCCGAUGAAGUAAAGCACCCGAUCGUGCUGUUGGCGAAGCAUCCGCUUUCCAUCCUGUUGGCGAAAUCGUACCACGUUGAUUUGUUGCACGCUGGCCCCCAGCUGAUGCUUGCUACGAUUCGCCAGAAGUUCUGGAUCAUCGGUGGCCGGAAUCUGGUCCGCCAAACCUACCAUCUCUGCAAAGAAUGUUUCCAGAACAAGCCAACCCUAGUGAAGCAGAGCAUCGCCGAUUUGCCAACCUCACGUGUCACUCCAACCAGACCGUUUGCUGUGAGCGGUGUAGAUUAUUGUGGACCUUUCUACAUCAAGUCGCCCAUCCGAAACCGAGCUCCAACCAAAGCGUAUGUCGCUAUUUUCGUGUGUUUCGCUACACGUGCUGUGCACAUUGAGCUAGUGUCGGACCUAUCCACCCAAGCUUUUCUUUCCGCACUUCGUCGUUUUGUCGCACGCCGUGGAAGACCGAAGGAGAUCCACAGCGACAACGGAACAGCGUUCAAGGGCGCAUCCAACGAGCUCCGCAAGGUCUACAGCAUGCUGAAAACCGAUCAAGAAAGCCGGAAGUCGAUUCUCGAUUACUGCGCUGCAAACGAGAUAACCUGGAAUUUCAUCCCACCGCGUGCUCCACACUUUGGCGGACUGUGGGAAGCAGCCGUCAAGUCAGCGAAGCACCACCUGUUACGUGAGAUCGGCAACACCAACGUGAGUUACGAGGACAUGAGCACUCUACUAACCCAGAUCGAGAUGUGCUUGAACUCCCGACCCCUCGUGCCAAUCCCAAGCGAUCCCUCGGACCUAGAGGUCCUGACACCAGGCCACUUCCUGGUCGGCACGAACCUGCAAGCUGUUGAAGAACUUAACCUGGCCGAUGUUCCGGACAAUCGUUUGUCGCACUGGGAGCUGACACAGAAGCGUUUCCAGAGAAUCUGGUCGAGAUGGUAUCCUGAGUAUCUGCAACAGCUCCAGUCGCGCGCAGUCAAGGGCUGCAAGAAUCCCGUCACGAUCGUACCAGGACGAGUCGUGCUGAUCAAAGACGACAACCUGCCGCCGACGCAGUGGCCGCUAGGCCGAAUCACCCACGUCGAUCCCGGCAAAGACGGCGUUGUUCGUGUCGUCACUUUGAAAACAGCAACAUCGGAUGCCGUCGUCAGGCCGGUCGCCAAGAUCGCACUUCUGCCAGUUCCGGCCGAGUCGGAGCAGCAGCUUAAUCCAGCUUGCAGAAACUGAACCCGGUAGAGCACGCCAAAAUUUGCUCGAUGUCUUCGUGGGAAUCUCGCAGGUAAUUGCGGUUCCAAUCCCCUAUUUUGUGUCGUUCGAUCUACCGGGUCUUUUCCACUCCCAGAUGCCUAAGCCGAAGAAGAAAAAGUACGUCGUUUGUCAUCGUUUUGCUGUUUGUCGACAUCCGCCGUGUAAGCCGUUCAUCCGACCCUGGUAGAGCACGCCGAAAUUUGCUCGAUGCCUUCGUGGGAAUCUCGCAGAUGUCGAAGAAGAUGGUGCCCAGCGAGUCAACGAUCCAGUUCGUCGCAGUUUUUUGACCCUGGUAGAGCACGCCGAAAUUGCUCGAUGCCUUCGUGGGAAUCUCGCAGGUAAUUGCGGUUCCAAUCCUUUACUUUUUCGCGUCCGAUCUACCGGGUCUUUUUCUCUGCCAGAUGUUGACGAAAUUGGAUUUCUGGCACCACUUCUUCACCACCCCCAAACUGCAUUCGUGACUUCGCCUCACCACCCACAUCGAGCCGAGAAGUCACAUGGCCUGUCAGCGGACAUGCCAGAUGCAGCCGAAGAGUCACGUGCUGGCUCACCCGAAGUUUCCCGAUCGCCAGCCGAGCCGAGUCGAGUCCGAUCAAGGUCGGCGAAGGAGCGAUGGAGAAGCAUGGUUGUAUGAUUGUGAAGAGAGUGUUUUUGAUGUUUGAUUGUGAAGAGAGGAGUGAUUGAUUUUUUGUGUUAGUUUUAGAAUUAGUUCUGUACAUAUUGUAAAUAGUGUGUUGAAAUAGCCGAGCCAUUUCAAGGUGGCCGGAAUGUAUAAUAUGUUAACUAACCCUAGAUUUAAAACUAACAACUUAAUGUAAAACUAAAAAUUAUUUGUAAUUGAUCGUGUGAACCAACCUAACAACAAUCAUUGAAAUGAUCAUCGCGAGCGAAAUUGUUAUCUACUCUCGCGAGAUCGUCACGAUAACUGCAGUAGAAUCGUGUAGGUAACAAAAUACGAAAACUGCUGAGCCUGUAGUGGUCAGCAGCAGCAGAUAGGUUUCAGAUCAGAUCAAUAAAACCCCCCAGAACAGAUCCCAAUAAACCACGGUCAGAGUAGUAUCUCGGUCGCGUCUUUUAUCCCCGACGAAUAAAGUUAUUUUUUUGAUUGUGCACCAGAUUGACGAUUCUUGGCUAAUAUCCAUCCGAAAGUGCGCGAGUGAUCUGUCCUGUACGGUACAGUUGUUCUGGGCUGUGAAUCUGCUGUGUUGCUGGCAUUGGCUCACUUGAUUCCGCAAGUGGCCAAGCCGUGAAGAAUUGUGCUGGCCUGCUAAGAGCAGAAGUAGCUGGGAAAGGUGUUCUGGCGAGUGUUGGGAGUUUUGGCGAGCGUUUUGGGUUUGUGAUUCGUUUGGGUUUGUGCGUUCAGUUGGGCUUGAUUGCGCAAGCACCUGAAGCUGAUCGGAGUUCGGCAAGGUUUCUGCUGCCGUCUGUGCGUGUGUGAGGUGCUCGGGGAAUCUACCUCGACGUGUGUGGCUACCUGUGGAGCGUCUGAACCAGUCACGUAAGUGCGUGCGAGCUGCAUUUUUUGGGCCACUCUACGAGUGGGUGUUAAUUCCUCCCAUCGAACCAUCCGGGACCGAGCCCGGCC